UUGCCGUGUCGGUCCCUCGGUGUCAGCGGGCCCUUCAAGUCGCUGCAGAUGACGCCUCCGACGCGCUCGGUUGGCGCGUUCUCCCCGCUGUCCGCCUUCGACUGGCGCCGCUUCGAUUGCUUCCCCUCCGCACAGACCACACACCUCUUCCUCGUGUGGUCAGUGAGAUAUAUUCCGGAGUGUGGGUCACGGGCGAUCCUCUCCACCGUGUCC
Messenger RNA from Phytophthora sojae, 213 nucleotides. RefSeq lists its product as hypothetical. The annotation marks the transcript as partial. The record is from RefSeq and is a predicted model, not a curated record. The transcript has a single exon. Lineage: Eukaryota; Oomycota; Peronosporomycetes; Peronosporales; Peronosporaceae.